Drosophila kikkawai is the source of this 1389-nucleotide messenger RNA. NCBI's taxonomy places the organism in Eukaryota, Metazoa, Arthropoda, Insecta, Diptera, Drosophilidae. The record is from RefSeq and is a predicted model, not a curated record.
GGCUGUUGACGGUAGUAUUUUAUUUUUGGUUGACGAGACACCACAAUGAAGCUUAGUUAAUAAUAAACUAGCUUUGUUGUUUUAAUUAUUGAUGAAUCCAAAAAGUGAUUUUAAUAAUAUUAUGUCAUAAAGGAAUUGGGAACAUAUUUCUGGACUAUUUUCUUCAUGUUAUAAUUCUAUCAUGAUUUGACCCAGGUGUUUUCUGUCAAAACUAAUUCCAUGCGACUCCGAAGUAUUCUGGUCACGUCAGAGAGCCCUCCCACAACAGCGAAUUCUUUCUGUAUUAUAACCAGCCUAAGGCCCAAAGCCCAGUAAAGAACCGAGGUGAAGCAGAUCUUCCGAGACAGAUGGGUAAAGCUCGCUCUGCGUCAACGUCGCCCUCGAAUCAUUGUCUGCACUGCACGGACACCGAUGAGCCUGCCAUCUACAUCAGGCCAUAGAGCAUCCCCUGCUUCAGAUUCACCUUAUAACAUCAAUGUGCAGUAGCCACAGAAGGCACUGUGAUAUGAGUCGGAGUCGGAGGCGGUGCUAGAUCAGGUAACGCCGGUUUCGGGGUAAACGAAAGAAACUCCUGUCAAACAAGCUCUGGGAUUAUUCUCCUAGACGUCCCAGUCAAAUUUUUCUAAAAUGAUCCAGAAUCAUUUGACUAUAAGCAAUGCCAGUGCGCCUCUCCAGCCCCCAAAAGUUGAAUAAUAAAGCGGUGCUGCUGCUGCUGACAUUGAUACUAAUGGGACCAACGCCGGCUGCCUGUGAGAACGCAAGCUGUAGCUUCAUCGAGGGACAUAUUUUAGAGUACGUCUGCCACAGCACCUACGCAGAAAACAUCCGUUAUCAGCACAAGGACCGCAUCCCAGCCAUCGGUACACCGUACGCCAUCUGGAGACGAACGGACACCAACCGCCCAUCUUACCUGCUUAUCGCCUUCUAUGACUCGCCGCUCUUCAGCUGCUACACGGUGGUCUUGAGCAACCAGCAAUUGUACUGCGACGGGCGCAACUAUGUCCUGCCUGACACGAUGCCUGCCCAGCUCCAUUGCAUCGACUUCCCGUUCCACUACACCACCGAUCUGUACAACACCUGUGCGCCUUCGGCGUGCGACGCAGACUCGCCCCCCUUAUCGGUGGCCAUCGCCUACAUGAACGAGAAUGUGAAGAUGACGGUUGAGGCGGGGGUCUGCGCGAAGUGCUCCACUGCGGUCCUAGUCCUUGCUUUAGUGGUCACAAUUCUGCAGUAGCGGUUGUUUGGUAUUUGACGAUGUAAAUAAAUGGAUCUGAUCAGUCAAGUGAAGUCAAAUCAAAUUUUCAACUUUAUUAGAGUCUACUGGCGGCAAACCGACAAAGUGUAAAUUCAUAUUUUGUAAAUAAUGUUAGCUUAAUGAAAGCCCUUAAA